AGUGUAGCUGGGAAGAAGGUCAUUGCUCAGCUGGGGCAGAAAAAGGCCAAACUGCAAAGUCCCCCCUCCAGGGAGCACAGCAGCGGGGGAAAAGGGGCAGAGCCAUCAACGGAAAGUCACAAGCAAGAGACAGCACAACCAUCUGGUGCCAGGGCGUGGGACAACCUCUGGGAAGGAAAUGGGACUCUGGUGAUUUCCCAUUUCUGUCCUGGACUUUUCCCUCACCUUCAUCACUCAGAAGACUGAAAUGGAGGGAGAGAGUCAAGAGUCUCAACGUCAUUGUCUCAUCCGUGGAAUAGACCACCUGGUGAUGACUGUGAAGAGUAUUGAAGAAACGGCAUCGUUUUAUUCAAAAUCUCUGGGCAUGGAAGUGGUGACCUUCAAGGGAAACCGGAAAGCCUUGUGCUUUGGGAAUCAGAAAUUUAACCUUCAUGAGGUCGGGAAAGAGUUUGAACCAAAAGCCCACAGCCCUGUUCCUGGAUCCAUAGAUGUCUGCCUGAUCACAGACUGCCCUCUGCACAAGGUGGUGGAACACCUAAAGGACUGCAACAUCCCUAUUGAAGAAGGCCCAGUGACCAGAACUGGAGCUCUGGGGCCGAUUGAAUCAGUGUACUUCCGAGACCCUGACAAGAAUCUGAUUGAAGUUUCCAAGUACAUCACGGAGCAUGUUGGAAACCAGGCGUGAUUCUGUAGGGUUAUUCUUUGCAAACUGUCACUUCCUCCUUUUUCUAGCCCCACCCACGUUAUUUCACCAUUCGCUAUAUCACAUAUUCACAGAACAUAUUGGAUAUACCAUUCCAUGCUUUGACACAUACAUCUGUAGGAUACCUGGGGACCUUGGCUGGUCCUUCCCACACCUCCAGAAAGAUACCCAUGUGCAUUGAUCACCCCAAGAGGGAGAGCAAUGUCUGCACAAUGAAACACCGUGAAAUCCCUCUCUCUGAAAUUAGGCUGAGUCUGAAAUUGGUCCAAGGAAUAAUGGAGAGGGGAAGGACAUCUGUUGCCCAUAUGUUUGAUUCUAAACAAGGGGAAGAUGGGAAGAUAGUAUUUCCCCCAGUUCAUCUGCCUUUGGGCACAUAGGAAUCAUGCUGGCUUCUGGCUGGCCUGUGGUCUGGGCAUGAGCCUCUGGUGCUACUGCUAUCUCAGAGUUUGCUCCUUCAAGAUCAAAGGAAAGAAGCACAGAGAAAAGAACCAAGGGAAAAGAGGAAGAGCACAGAAGAGGAGCAACCCUGUGAGAACAGGGUGAGAGCCCUGAUGUGAGCUGGGACUGGGUCUGCCAUCCAUUAUCUGCCUUACAACGGAUUGAAGUGAACUUCUUUCCUGCUACCUCAAUGGGUCCCAAACAGACGUCUUCCUCUGAGUUCCACCAUGGUUGCAACUGUCCUCACACGCGCUGCAUUUGGAACAUGACUCUCUUAUCCUGAUUCAUAUGAUCUCUCCUCCUUUUCUAGCAUUAAUAUUUAUGCAUAGAUCAGGAUACUGAAGAGACUGAAAAAGAGUUCUUAAACUCAGAGAUUUUCCCCGAUUCAAACGAUUGCUUCCUGUUUAGGCCAAUCCUCCACAAAAUUGCCAAGUUGACCAAGUUUCUUUGUGCCCCUGCCUCACUUUUUUGCACUCUGCUCUGUCCUCACCCUUGCCAGGGCCUAGAAUGUUAGACUAGAAAGGAAACUUCAAGAUCACUGACUCAAACCACCUCAUUUUGCAGAAAACUAAAGUGUGACCCACAGAAGGAAAUGACUCGCCCGAGGUCAUAGAGAGCUAGUCAGGGGCAGAGCCAAGUGCACCACUGCGCUAGGUGCCCUCCACCCCCAACCCCUAAUUUUGUUUCUCAACACUGAGACAAUAGCUGAUGGAGGGAGGGAGAGAGAGAGAGAGAGAGAGAGAGAGAGAGAGAGAGAGAGAGAGAGAGAGAGAAGAGACCUUCAGAGAUAAGACCCCCAUCCUAGGCCUGAAUGUAGCCACAACUCACCAGCUUUUGGGGUUCUCACACAGCAGGAAGUCUGAGAAUUCAAGGAGCAGUUUAGCCUGAAGGGCCCCACACAACAAAGAAAGGGAAACCUGAGUCAGAAUAAGUCAAAAGAGGGUAUUGACCUGGAUGUACCAAGAUGUCAUAUUUCCAGAAGCUUUUUUUCUCACUUUGAUUUGAUUUUUAAAUUCUGAACUUAACAAACACUAAAUAAAAGCCUUCUUGUGUUCCCUGUACCACACCAAACUGUAAGCCUCUAUUGUGGACAACUGCUUUUCUUUGAAAACAUGUAAUAAAUUGAACAUGUCACUUUCAAA
Molecule: messenger RNA, 2283 nt
Organism: Dromiciops gliroides (monito del monte)
Lineage: Eukaryota; Metazoa; Chordata; Mammalia; Microbiotheria; Microbiotheriidae
Gene: GLOD5
Product: glyoxalase domain containing 5
Exons: 5
Coding region: 248-685 (145 amino acids)
Source: RefSeq, a predicted model, not a curated record